AGUCAAACUUGUAAGUGAAUUAAUUACUUCGUAGUAGCCUAGUAGGAUUACAAAAUAGUUGUUACAAUCGUAAAGAAGAACAAAACACCUUCAAAUUCAGUUUUUCUUGUCACAACUCACAAAGUCACAACUCACGCCAAUAAAUAAUACUCCAAUCCCCUUUUCUUCUCUCUUCUUUCCUCCAUUACUACAUUACCAACUUACACCUUUUUCUUUCUCUCUCUUCUGUAGUGUAAGAUUUCUGAUUUCAUCCUUCUUCUUCACUCCAAAUCAGACUUGAUUACUUUUAUCUACAUUGGAGUAUUAUAUUUCUCCUUCCCGCAUCUGGGUUUUGCUGCUUUUUUUCAACUUCCUCAGCUGAGGCAUCUUCAAAGGUGGGUGUCUCAAAAGCUCAAAUCUUUGCUUAAUUUUUCUGGGUUAGUUGUGUUCCAAGUUUUUGUAUUUUUUCUGCUGUUUUUCUCUGAAUCUUAUUGGAUUACCAUUGUAAAUGGUGUCGUAACUAAAUAAAAAAAAAAGAAAAAGAGAAGAUCUUUGAUGAAAUGGGUAGAAUUCCCAUGAUUAUUCUAUUUUUUUCUGUAUUACUAGUAAAUGUGAUUGUAGCACAAUAUACACCAAAAGAUAAUAUCUUGUUGAAUUGUGGGGCUCAGGACUCACAAAGUACUGAUUCUGAUGGUCGGAAAUGGAAAUCCGAUAAGGGAUCCAAGUUCUUGGCAUCAUCUAAAGGGUCAACCAUAGCUACGGCUGCCACUCAAGCACCUGAUGUUGGGGAAAUUCCUUUUAUGACUGCUAGGAUUUCCCAAUCCAAAUUUACAUACAAUAUAGCUGUUGCCCCUGGUAGGAAAUUUGUCCGGCUUUACUUUUAUCCGAACACCUACUCGGGUCAAAAUACUAGUAAUGCCAUCUUUUCUGUCACGGCUGGCCCUUACACAUUACUUAGCAACUUUAGUGCUGCCCAAACUACCGAAGCCCUAAACUUUGAUUACCUGAUCAAAGAAUACUCCCUCAAUGUGGAGGGUACAACUCUGAGUCUUACCUUUACUCCUUCGUCGAAUUAUACCAACUCAUUUGCCUUUGUGAAUGGUAUUGAGGUUGUGUAUAUGCCUAAUGUCUAUGCUGAGGCUGAUACUGAUGGAGCCAGCCUGGUUGGGGGAGGUGUUCCGUUUCCGAUUGAUAAUUCCACUGCCCUUGAGGGUUUGUUUCGGUUGAAUGUGGGUGGAAACUACAUUCCACCCACACAGGAUACUGGCUUAUUCAGGGCGUGGUAUGAUGACACACCAUUCAUAUUUGCGGCUGGAAGUGGGACCACCAGUGUAAAAGAUCCUGAAGUGAAUGUCACUUUUCCGGAGGCCUUGCCUUCGUACACUGCUCCAGUUGAACUUUACUCAACUGCAAGGUUCAUGACAUGGGAUAAUUCAUUGAACCUCAAUUUCAACUUGACAUGGUUGUUUACAGUUGAUAAUGGGUUUAGUUACUUGGUUAGGCUGCAUUUCUGUGAGAUCUUUGCCAAUAUAACAAAGCCUAACCAGAUUGUGUUUAAUAUCUACGUCAACAAUCAAACUGCGGCUUCUGGGGUUGAUGUCAUUGGAUUGACAGAUAGGAACGGAGUACCUAAUGUUCAGGACUAUGUAGUGAUUCUUCCCACUAGUGGAGGACCUCAGCAGGAUCUUUGGCUUGCUCUCCAUCCAGAUACCACUGAUAAGCCUCAAUAUUACAAUUCCUUUCUGAAUGGAGUGGAGAUAUUUAAGAUAAACAGCACCAAUGGUAAUCUUGCUGGGCAGAACCCAAUUCCAGCUCCAGCACAAGAUUUCGAUUCAGACCCAACUACUAGCUCUUAUUCAAGUAGUCAUGCGGCAGUCAUUGGUGGGGCUGUUGCUGGAGGUAUUGGCCUAGUCUUUUUAGUUGGUCUUCUAGCCUGCUGCAUAUCUCGUCGUCAGAAGUAUGGAAAAGUCUCCAACCCAAGUGAUGGUCCAUCUGGCUGGCUUCCCCUUUCUCUCUAUGGAAAUUCGCACACCUCUGGAUCCGCAAAGACAACUACCACUGGAAGCUACACUUCUUCUCUUCCUUCAAACCUCUGUCGGCAUUUCUCUUUCGCAGAGGUUAAAUCUGCCACCAAGAAUUUUGAUGAGUCUCUUGUUCUCGGGGUUGGAGGUUUUGGUAAAGUAUACAGGGGUGAAAUUGAUGGUGGGACGAUGAAAGUAGCUAUCAAGCGUGGGAACCCGCUCUCUGAGCAAGGUGUACAUGAGUUUCAGACAGAAAUUGAGAUGCUCUCCAAGCUUCGUCACCGUCACCUUGUCUCCCUUCUUGGUUACUGUGAAGAGAAUGGAGAAAUGAUCCUUGUGUAUGAUCACAUGGCUUUCGGAACCCUUCGUGAGCAUCUGUACAAAACCCAAAAGCCCCCUUUAACAUGGAAACAAAGGCUGGAAAUUUGCAUUGGUGCUGCUCGUGGUCUGCACUACCUCCACACUGGUGCCAAGCACACUAUUAUUCACCGGGAUGUAAAGACGACCAACAUUCUCUUGGAUGAGAAAUGGGUAGCCAAGGUUUCUGACUUUGGCUUGUCCAAGACUGGACCUUCCUUGGAUCACACUCACGUCAGUACUGUUGUGAAAGGUAGUUUCGGAUAUCUUGAUCCUGAGUACUUCAGGAGGCAGCAACUCACAGACAAGUCAGAUGUUUAUUCAUUUGGAGUGGUUCUAUUUGAAGUCUUGUGUGCUCGACCUGCCCUGAACCCAUCACUACCAAAGGAGCAAGUUAGCUUAGCGGAGUGGGCAGUGUAUUGCUACAAGAAGGGGAUGCUGGAUCAGAUCAUGGACCCAUACCUAAAAGGGAAGGUAGCACCAGAAUGCUUCAAGAAGUUUGCUGAGACUGCUAUGAAAUGUGUGUCCGAUCAGAGUAUUGAUAGACCAUCCAUGGGUGAUGUGCUUUGGAACCUCGAAUUUGCUCUGCAACUACAGGAGAGUGCAGAGGAGAGUGAUAAGGGUCUUGGUGGGGUGAACUUUGUUGAAGGCAAGUAUGACAUUGAGUGUGGAAAGAAGGAUCUUGAUGAAUCACGGGGGUUCGAUGGAACUGUAACUGACUCAAGAAGCACGGUGAGCAUUGGUGGGCAGAGUCUCGCCAGUGAAGACUCAGAUGGUCUGACACCAAGCGCUGUAUUCUCUCAAAUCAUGAAUCCAAAGGGACGUUAGGAGGCUAAAAGGUCCGGAACUGUCUCACGAAUAUGGGUUCCAGUCUUAUUUUCUUCCUACUCACAGAAUUUGCUAAUCGGAUUGAAACAAUCACACCAUUCAUCAUCAGACCAAUAAUACUAUUCAAUUUUCUUUUAUAUACCUAUUUUGUUCUAUCAGUUGAACAUUGCAAUUAAUUUUGAUUUCCACCUUUGAUUUAGCUGUAAGUUGUAUCUAUAUUUUCCAUAAUGUACGGGAUUUUGUUGUGUAUUUCUGAACUUCCGGGUUCAUAAUAGUGGAAUUCGUUAAUUCUUAACGAUUUGUUC
Messenger RNA from Amaranthus tricolor (Joseph's coat), 3490 nucleotides. Its product is annotated as receptor-like protein kinase FERONIA. Gene Ontology annotation, molecular function: ATP binding; protein kinase activity. The transcript has a single exon. Gene Ontology annotation, biological process: protein phosphorylation. NCBI's taxonomy places the organism in Eukaryota, Viridiplantae, Streptophyta, Magnoliopsida, Caryophyllales, Amaranthaceae. The record is from RefSeq and is a predicted model, not a curated record. The coding region runs from base 540 to 3185 and encodes 881 amino acids.